AUGUCCUCAAACGUCGGACUCACCACUCCUCGCGGAAGUGGCACAUCAGGCUACGUCCAGCGCAACAAUGCCUUCAUUAAACCCCGGGACUCAGGCUACGGCGCCCCCUACCCGCCCGUAACAGGCGCAAACAGCACAUCAGGCCACAGCUUCAAACAGCGCGUGCCUGACCAGAAAAUUCUAGAACAUGACCGAAAGCGCACGGUCGAAGUUAAGGUUAUGGAGCUGCGGGCGGAGUUGGAGGAUGAAAAUGAGCGGAUUGAGGAGGAGCAAAGCAAGAACAAGUCCAAGUCCAAGUCUACGUCUAGGUCUAUCAGUAAAUCCACCGAGGAUAAAGAGGAAGGAGAGCAGGAUGAGCUUGACGAAGCAGAAGAUAAAGCCGAGCGCAUUUUGUCAGAAGACGAGAUCGAUGCGCGAUGCGACAUGCUACGACAGGAAUUGCUGAAAGAGCUCGAUAAUCCUCGCUCUGGGAAGAUGGGUCCUCCUAAGGAUCGACGCGCGCUUAAAUCUUAUCAGGUCCAUGAUCUUGCUGAGGCCAAGAUUGAGGAGAGUGAGCGGUUGCGGAAGGCGUUUGGGCUUCGGGAGAAUCGGGAGACUGGGGAGAUUAGUAGUAGUUGGAAUGAUCGGAAGAGUGAGCGGAGAGAUGAGCAGAGGGAUGAGCGGAGGGAUUAUCGGGAUCGGAGAGAUGAUCGGAAUGGCCAGAGAGAUGACCGAAGGUAUGAUCGGAGGGAUGAUAGAGAUUAUCGGAGAGAUGAGCGCAGAGAUGAGCGCAGCCGAUACUGA
Messenger RNA from Penicillium taxi, 783 nucleotides. It is a transcript of the gene cwc21, whose product is annotated as U2-type spliceosomal complex subunit CWC21. The transcript has a single exon. Bases 1 to 783 code for a protein of 260 amino acids. The record is from RefSeq and is a predicted model, not a curated record. Lineage: Eukaryota; Fungi; Ascomycota; Eurotiomycetes; Eurotiales; Aspergillaceae.